CUUUUUAAAAAAAAAUAUAUAUAUAAAUGUUGACUCUUAUACUUGGACCAUAUCCGUGCGUGUUUUGACUGAACAACAACAUAAAAAAAAAAAGUAGUGAUGAGAUUUUAACUCGUGGUUUGCUCCUUUUUUUUUUUUUUUCUCCUCAUGACACCGUGAGCCUUUUACAAUUCAAGUUUUUCUCUGGUGAGAGUUGUCAUUUUUUUAAAUAUAUAUAAAAAAAGAAAGUUUGAUCGCCGUCCGCAGACACUCCUCCUGUUGCUCCGGUUGAAAACACACCGGCUUGGCAGCGUGUUCGCACGCCGCUUCCUCUCUGUGACUCACGGUCGACUCUCCGGUUCAACAACAAAAAAAAAAGAGAAAAGAAGAGGGAUCAACUUGGUUUUCAAAAAUUUGAAGUGGGAGUUUAUCCCACAAAAGACAGUGUCUUCACUUUUGUACACAGUCUAAUUAAAUAAGUUCAAAUUCAAACAUGCCACAGUUAUCAGGCGGUGGUGGUGGUGGUGGUGGAGACCCGGAGCUGUGCGCCACGGAUGAAAUGAUCCCGUUCAAAGACGAAGGAGACCCGCACAAGGAGCAGAUCUUCGCCGAGCUCAGCCACUCUGAGGAGGAGGGAGACCUGGCAGACAUCAAGUCAUCUCUGGUAAACGAGUCAGAGAGCAGCCCGAACAGCAACAGCCACGAUGCAGCUAGACAGUCCCAAAUACCGCAAGAUUCAUAUCACGAAAAACACAGAGACCUUCAGGAAGAUGCAAAACUCCAAGACAUGUACAGUAAAGGCCAUCCAUACUCGGGCUACCCAGGCUACAUCAUGAUGAGCAACAUGAACGACUCCUCGUACAUGAACAACGGUUCCCUCUCGCCGCCCAUGCCCAGAACGUCCAACAAAGUACCUGUGGUGCAGCCGUCCCAUGCAGUCCACCCACUCACCCCGCUGAUCACGUACAGCGACGAGCACUUCGCCCCGGGAUCCCAUUCCGGUCAUCACCCCCAGGAUGCCAACAACAAACAAGGAAUGUCAAGGCAUCACCCUGGACCAGACAUGCCCAACUUCUACUCCCUCUCUCCCGGAGGAGUCGGGCAGAUCACGCCACCGCUGGGAUGGUUCUCACACCACAUGGUGCCCGGCCCCCCAGGUCCUCACGCCACAGGAAUUCCCCACCCGGCCAUCGUCAACCCACAGGUCAAACACGAGCCUCUGCAUGAAACAGACAUCAUGCACAUUCUUUACAGGAAACCCCAGCACGAACAGAGAAAGGAGCAGGAGCCCAAAAGACCGCACAUCAAGAAACCGCUAAACGCCUUCAUGCUCUACAUGAAAGAGAUGCGCGCGAACGUGGUCGCCGAGUGCACGCUGAAAGAGAGCGCUGCCAUCAAUCAGAUCCUGGGACGGAGGUGGCAUGCUUUAUCUCGGGAAGAGCAAGCUAAGUAUUAUGAGUUAGCCCGCAAGGAACGGCAGCUCCACAUGCAGCUCUACCCAGGCUGGUCCGCUCGAGACAAUUAUGGAAAGAAGAAGAAGCGGAAGAGGGAGAAGAUGCAGGAAACGGCCCCCGGUACAGGCCAGAGAAUGAAAACGGCGUACAUCUGAGAAAAUGGAGGAAAACGUAGCAAUUUCUCCACAUGCAAAGCGAAGGCAGCAGCUACGGGCCCUCUGCUAGAGAUGGAGGCCUGUUAGAUUCCAUGAAGACCCUUAAAAUCUCCAAACUGAAAGCCUCCAGUUCUCAGAGGACCCCCCUCCUCCCUCACCCCAAUCCUCCCAACCUUACCAUUCCCUCCCAAACCCCACCUAACCUCUUACUCCCUUCCCUUCAACACAGUCACCACCACCACCACCACCAAAAACACUUCACUGUUUGACUCUACUCCUUUCCUGAAGGGCGACUGCUGUAGAGACACUGAACUGAACAAGACAAUCAUGAUUCCUAGGAGCACCCUCACGUUCUUCUCGCUGAGAAAGCAUCAAUUUGACGUCUGUGUUUUUGUCAGCUUCCUUUUUAACCAAUCAGCUUUACCGCAAUCCAAGGCACUGCACUGAGAAAAAACAAAACAAAAAAAAAAA
Molecule: messenger RNA, 2059 nt
Organism: Larimichthys crocea (large yellow croaker)
Lineage: Eukaryota; Metazoa; Chordata; Actinopteri; Sciaenidae
Gene: lef1
Product: lymphoid enhancer-binding factor 1
Exons: 11
Coding region: 473-1588 (371 amino acids)
Biological process (GO): canonical Wnt signaling pathway; regulation of transcription by RNA polymerase II
Cellular component (GO): beta-catenin-TCF complex; chromatin
Molecular function (GO): RNA polymerase II cis-regulatory region sequence-specific DNA binding; DNA-binding transcription factor activity, RNA polymerase II-specific
Source: RefSeq, a predicted model, not a curated record